Molecule: messenger RNA, 1461 nt
Organism: Coccinella septempunctata (seven-spotted ladybird)
Lineage: Eukaryota; Metazoa; Arthropoda; Insecta; Coleoptera; Coccinellidae
Exons: 1
Coding region: 1-1461 (486 amino acids)
Source: RefSeq, a predicted model, not a curated record
AUGUCAGAUCACACAGCACAAAAAAUUAUUUUUGCUACAGAAAAAGUAAAGAUAAAUAACAUCUAUUUCCGAAGAUUUUAUGGCCAGCAAGAAAAAGAUGCAUUUUUGGAAAAAUUAUUUAACAAAAACUGGGACCUUGUGCGAGAAAUAGAUAGAUCCGAAGUGAAUAGACAAUGGGAUGUUUUCAUGUCUGAAUUCAUAAAUAUAUUCAACGAGAAUUUUCCCAAAAAACCAUCUCUAAACAAAAAGCGAGCCCAUAUUCACAAAACACCUGAAAUUGAAAAAAUUAAAAACGAAUUAGACAUCCUCUUAGUCUUAAGUAAUGUGAGCCCACAACAUCUUGAUCUUUACCAAAAAACAAAAAAAGAAUAUGACAAUGCAUUGAAAAACCAGAGAACCAAAACAUAUGAGGAAAGAAUAAUCAAGUCAGACAAUAAAGGUAAAACUAUGUGGCAAAUAUGCAAAGAGAUCACUGGCACAACAAGAUCCACUGAAGAUUGGCAAUUGGAAGGGACUCCUGAAGAAAUAGCAGAAAAUUUCAACGAUCACUACAACAACACAGUAAACACCCUCCUAAAUAACAUAUCUACAACACCUAUAGAUUAUUCUCACAUGAAGCGUAUAGAGAAGUCCUUCUACCUGAGACCAACAACACCUUCCGAAAUAGAGAACUUAUCAAAAAACAUCAAAAACAAAUUCAGCAGCGGAGAUGACGAAAUUCCUAUUAUGAUAGUCAAGUUAUCAUUACCAGCAGUCAGCGAAAUACUAUCAUACAUCAUAAAUAAUUCUUUCAAACAUGGUAUAUUUCCAGAUUCCUUGAAACUAGCACUCAUAAAACCAAUAUUCAAAACAGGCAACCCAGAACUUCUCAACAACUACAGACCCAUAAGUUUACUACCAGCAUUCUCCAGAAUUUUUGAAGUACUAGUCUCGACAAGAUUAACUGAAUACUUUAAAGAAAACAACCUUUUUUCACAUACCCAACAUGGAUUUCUACAUGGACGCUCAACACAGACAGCUAUCUUUGAAUUCUUGCAGUACAUUUUGGAGUCACUUGAGGACAGUAAGAUGGCUCUGGGUAUUUUCCUAGACCUCUCUAAAGCCUAUGACUCAUUAAACAAAGAAUAUCUUCUUCAGAAAUUAGAGUUUUAUGGAGUGAGAGGAAACACAAUUAAAUGGCUUGAUUCAUUCAUGACUAACAGAAAACAAAGAGUUACCAUCACUCAAAAUAAAAAUCAAUCAAAGUCAAAAAUAUUGAUAAGAAAAAUAGGAAUCGACCAAGGAAGCGUCAUCGGCACACUCUUGUUCUUAGUAUACCUGAACGAUCUAGGCCACAUAGUACUGCAAGAUGAAGGAAACAUGGUGAAUUUUGUCGACGACACAAAUCUAUUAACCAGUGCCGAGGAUUUUGAAGAGCUCUCGAGACAAGCAAAUCACAUCUUCUUGAAAUCAAAAACAUGA